Molecule: messenger RNA, 1443 nt
Organism: Spodoptera frugiperda (fall armyworm)
Lineage: Eukaryota; Metazoa; Arthropoda; Insecta; Lepidoptera; Noctuidae
Product: cAMP-dependent protein kinase catalytic subunit alpha-like
Exons: 1
Coding region: 196-1278 (360 amino acids)
Biological process (GO): peptidyl-serine phosphorylation
Cellular component (GO): nucleus; cAMP-dependent protein kinase complex
Molecular function (GO): cAMP-dependent protein kinase activity; ATP binding
Source: RefSeq, a predicted model, not a curated record
CUAUCUCUUCAUUUGUUAUUACAGUGUCAUUGAAAUAGUUAUUGUUUGCCUUAAAAAUAUUUUCUGUUCACCCGUUUUACGUGUCCAGUUUUAAAUAGCUAUAAAUGUACCAGUGUUCAACUGGUACUUACAUUUAUUAGUUAAUUGGUCAAUAACUUAUUCAAACUGUUCGGCAUAGGGGAAGGCGGAAACGAGAUGGCCGAGGAAGGGAGUUAUACUUUCUCGCCGGACCAUCAGGGUGGGUACCCGCGAGCUAAACAAGAACAGUACUCACUUUAUUUACGUAAGCUUCAUCAAGACUUUAUAGAUUCAUGGAACGAAAAAUCUGAAAGCAAUGCCAAGUUGUCCGACUUUGAAAGAUAUAAAGUCCUUGGCACAGGAGCUUUCGGAGUAGUGUAUCUCGUGAAACACGCAACCACUGGGAAAUACUACGCGAUGAAAGCAUUAGAAAAAGAAAAAAUAGUUAAAUUAAAACAAAUUGAACAUAGUUUUUACGAGAAGAAAAUUUUGUGCGGACUCAACUUUCCGUUUGUUGUUUAUAUGAAAUAUUAUUUUAAGGACAAUGUGUAUGUAUACUUUGUUUUACCAUUCAUAGUCGGUGGAGAAAUGUUUACUCACCUCCGUAAAAUGGGGAAAUUCGAGGAAACUUCUUCUAAGUUUUAUGGCGCUCAAGUAGUUCUCGCUUUAGAGUAUCUACAUUCAUGUGAACUGGUAUAUCGUGAUUUGAAACCAGAAAACAUUUUGAUCGAUAGAACAGGAUACAUCAAAAUUACCGAUUUCGGAUUCUGCAAAUUGAUACGGGGCCGAACAUGGACACUCUGUGGCACUCCAGAAUAUCUGGCACCUGAGAUUAUUCUUAGUAAGGGUUAUGGGAUGUCAGUAGACUGGUGGUCACUUGGCAUUCUAUUGUUUGAAAUGACUGCUGGUCAUCCACCGUUCUUUGCUUCAGAUCCUAUGAGAAUAUAUGAGAAAAUUGUAGCUGGGAAAUAUAGAUGUCCGGGUCACUUUACAACUGAACUGAAGGAUCUGAUCGGACACACUCUUCAAGUCGAUGUAACGAGGCGAUACGGGGUUCUUAAAGAUGGUGUUUUGGAUUUCAAGAAUCACAAAUGGUUCAAAGAAGUUGAUUGGGAUAACCUCUUAAAUAGUAGAAUACGCCCACCGUUUAUUCCUAAAGUGAAAUCUCCCGGUGAUACGGGAAAUUUCGAUCAAUUUGAAGAAGAAAAACUUAAAGAAAGUCCUGUAAAUCUUUUUGAGGAGGAGUUUAUAGAUUUUUAAUGUUUUAACGCACAGAAUGUUAUUUCUAUACAGCACUUUAAGACAAUAAGGACAUAAUUUACUUUAAGUACAUAAUGGUGUUUUAAGUUAAGUAGCUAAGUUAAAACUUAGCAAAUAAUGUAUACGUAUUUAUUAGAUUAAUAAAUAAGACAAUAUAUUUAUGUC